This is a messenger RNA of Paraphaeosphaeria sporulosa, 1260 nucleotides long. RefSeq lists its product as uncharacterized. The transcript has a single exon. NCBI's taxonomy places the organism in Eukaryota, Fungi, Ascomycota, Dothideomycetes, Pleosporales, Didymosphaeriaceae. The record is from RefSeq and is a predicted model, not a curated record. Bases 1 to 1260 code for a protein of 419 amino acids.
AUGACCAAUUCGACCAUGACUGGACAGAAGAGGAGAAAGAAACGGGAGAAAUACGUGAUGCAGACGGUGUGGGAAGUGCUCCCUGAACAGGUAGUCUCGUCAAUAUCGACUAUGACCAUGCAAAUCUCACAGCGACAUGCGCUAAACGAGAAUUUCUACGGGAACUUCCUGGCUUAUUUUACCACAGCCGGCGAGGCAGGCGAUAUUCAGAACCGCCAGACGUGGUUACACCGGCUUCCGGAUUUUGCGGCCGAUGGGAGCAAUGGCGCGCUUGAACUCGCGGUACGGGCUACGGCCUCAACAUUCUCCUUCGCAAAAACAAGACAUCCCCCGCUCAUGCAGGACGCCCUCAAGCUUUAUGGGCGAUCGCUGAAUCAACACGUCCAUAUUUUGAAGACUAAGAAGAAAGUUACCUUGCAUACGGUUUCUACCUCCGUAAUGCUGAGUAUCUUCGAGGCGAUGAAUGCCACAACCGCGAGUGCGUACCGGCAGCAUAUCAGCGGUGCUGCUGAAUUAGUAAGAUUAGCCGGUCCAGGAGAGUGUUGUAACGGUGUGCUGUGCCAGCUGUUCUUUCACAUCAGGGUACAGAUGGCAUUUGUGUACCUCACAACUAAACAAGAAGACAAAUACAGCAUCUGUUCGGAGGAAGUGCUACGCGAAUCAUUGUCUUACUUCUACAAGUUUCCCGUUUUCCAGAGGCUGAUCAACCACAUUACCAGGCUGACAGCGCUGUAUUUACAGCUAGAGGACAAUGACAAUAGACGGACACCGGAUCUAAUGGAUCUGGAGGAAUACAUGCAGAUUAAGAGCGACGUCGAUGCGCUUUGGUUCGAAUACGAGCUAUCAGCCGAAGAGCAAGGCCAGUCCCUCUUCUGGGUAACACCCUCAGGUUCAACCGAAUACCGCGACGCGUAUACAGCGCUUUGCGUCGCCUACUUCGCGUCUGCACGUGCACUAUUCUCUAUACUGGCUCCAAGGCUUGCGGCGAGUUACCUCGACUUCACGGACCACUACCAACAGAUGAUAGACAUAGCGGAGUACCUAGGCGGACUCAAGAUUGGGUGCGCCUUCAUGAGGAUGGCCACACCACUUUAUCUUGUAGCCAUGCAUGCAAAUAAUAAAGAGCAAAGGGAGAUUGCGAUAGGGAUUUUUGAGGAAUGGAGGGUGGUUGGGCUGGGAGGAAUGAGCGCAUUAGCUUUGGAAAGCAUUUAUCGAAGGCAAGGGCUGGACAAAGGGGAAAUUGCUAUCCGUGUGCGAUGA